Pomacea canaliculata is the source of this 2025-nucleotide messenger RNA. Its product is annotated as 26S proteasome non-ATPase regulatory subunit 5-like. The record is from RefSeq and is a predicted model, not a curated record. NCBI's taxonomy places the organism in Eukaryota, Metazoa, Mollusca, Gastropoda, Architaenioglossa, Ampullariidae. The coding region runs from base 36 to 1541 and encodes 501 amino acids. Gene Ontology annotation, cellular component: cytosol. The transcript has 8 exons. Gene Ontology annotation, biological process: proteasome assembly.
UUCUCGUCUUUUUCUCGCGAGAAGACACAUAAAAUAUGGCGGCAAACACGGUCCCAGAACUUAUCAACUCUCUCUCAACUUCAGGGGAUAAGUUAUCUGAGCUAGAAAAAUUAAAAACAUUAUUAUCGUCGAUUCCUCCAUCAGAAGUAAAGCACCGUGUGGCCAAUGUGUCGAUUAUUCCUGUCUUCAACUGUUUACAAACAGAUAAUAAUGCUGAACUUGAAGUGUGCUGUAAUGUUCUGGACAAACUUCUUACACCUCUUAGUUCAGAAGUAUUGAUAGAAAAUUUAAGAGAGCAGUUCCAGCAGUGGCUCCAGCAUGGAACUCAAAAUGCUAAACUUUUGUGCCUUUCACAGCUUACUCGCAUUAGCAUGGAAUCUUCAGGGAGUUUAGCUCAGUGUCAAGAGUUGCUGGUCAGCAUAGCACAGCAGCUGCAAGAGGAGAACCAGGAUGUGGCACGUGCAGCCCAUAACAUCCUUGUCAAUCUAGGAGGUACUACUAAUGGACUAGAGGCUGUCUACAGUGGUGAAGUUUUGGACACGCUUCAUGAUGUCAUGCAGAAAAGUGAUACAGUGAGAUAUAGGGUUUAUCAGCUGAUUGUUGAAGUGAGCAAUCUCUCUGACGAGGCAUUCCAGAGUGUUGCUGGCUGUGGGCUUCUCUUGAAGUUGGUCAAUGAGAUAUUUGUGGAUGACAUUCUUCUUCAGCUGAACUGCCUGGAGCUUCUGUCAGAUCUAGCCCAGUCCAGGCAGGGACUGACUUUCAUGGAUGAGAUGGGUGUAAUUACCAAACUGGAAGAGAUGAUGUCUACUGCAGACUCUGCCCCUAUGGGAGUUUACCUGUUGCCAGGUGUGAUGAAAUUUUUUGGUGGGCUGGCACGGUUUCAUCCAAAAGAGGUGCUUAACAGUUUCCAGACUUUUGUUGGGAUCAUGUUCUCAGCAAUCAGUGAAUCAGACUCGGGGAUAAAGGGCUUGGCCAUUGAAACUGUUGGCUUCAUUGGCAGUACUGUAGAGGGCAAGGCAGCACUCUCUAAACAAGGCAACAAAAUGACAGACUGCAUAAGCAAUCUUGGAAGAAUUUUGAAAGACUCCCCCAGUGACAUGCGUGUUCGUUGUUUGGAUGCGCUAGCCAGCUUGAUGAGAAUUGAGAUUGCAGACCAAACAGUAGAGCUCUUGCAGGUCACAGAAGGCUGGUUUAGUCACUUGUGCGCCAACCCGUUUGACGUUAUCUGGUCUAUUGCGAAGCAGCCGUUCACUGACCUUCAGGUGGCAGCUUUCAGUGUCCUGCAGAGCCUUGCCCUUCUUCCCUGGGGCCAGCAAUUGAUGAACAACACUGCAGGCUUUAAAGAGUAUUUACUGGAUCGCAGCACUGUCAACACAAAAGAAGCAAAAGAAGCAAAGUUCCAAGUGGUGAAGAACUUGGCUGAGUCGCCAACAGUAGCAGAAAUUUUUGGUGCCCCAUUCUAUGUGCAAGUAAAGGAGUUUUGCAAUCAGGGAACAUUCUAUGUUCGAGCGCAGGCCGAAGUGGCAUUUGAGGAGACUUAAAGUGCCAAGAUUUGAGAAAGAUGUGACUUGUGGGACAUGAAAUGCCAGCUUUGUAAAUUAUUUUCCUGAAGAAUCUUCUCAAGAAAUGAUAUUGAGGAAUUAUAAGAUUGUACUCAAGUCAAAUGCACUGAUUGCAAUUCCUACAGUCAUAGUUAUAGCUUGAGUUUUUUUUAAAGUCAAUUCAUACACUGUUUUCUGUACUCCUAAAUCUCAAGUAAACCAUGAUGACUGUUUGCAAUCAAGAGUACAGUAAGAGUGAUACUCUUGUUCAUGAAAAAUCCAUCGCAAAAUUAUUGUUGGUGAGAAACACAGCUACCAUUGAUUUUAAUGGGAUCUGCAGUAUAUGCAAGGAAUUUAUCUGUGCUAGAAAAAAAAUGCUGCCAACUUCGUGCUCUUAAAGCAUUAUUGUUUAGAUUGUUAUUUGAAUUGUAUUGCAUUUUGAGCUGUUAUAAGGGAAUGUUUCAAAUAGAAGAUGAUAAAUAUA